AUGAGAAACAAGAUACACUUCCAACAGAAGAGAGAUCAUAUACUUCAAGUGAUACAUGGAGCGAUCCGAGAACACCAGCAUUGGCAGCAGGCAGUCGAAUAUGAUGAACAAGAAGUUCAGAGAUGCAAGUCUUCAGAUAGGAAAAUAAUGGCUAUUGCUGACCUUCUGCCAGAUUCUGCUCGUUACUACUGUCUAGUAGAUGCAUCAUGGAAGAAUGAUAAUGAGAAAGGAGGAAUUGGAUGGUCCUUCCACAGCAAAGAAUGCAUUCAAAAUCUCCAGGGAUCUUCUUCAAUUAUGCCUACAAACUCUUCCUUAGACGCAGAAGCGGUAGCUUUGUUAAUGGCAGUCAAACAACUGAAAGCAUUGCAGUAUUAUAAUGUGGUUUUCAUCACUGACUGCAAAAAUCUUAUUGAUGAGUUACAUCAGUUGUCUACUGAAAAAACCAUCACCAACGCUCGUCACACAGAGGGACAAAAGUCUCACAUCGGGUAUUGGAAAUGA
Molecule: messenger RNA, 501 nt
Organism: Raphanus sativus (radish)
Lineage: Eukaryota; Viridiplantae; Streptophyta; Magnoliopsida; Brassicales; Brassicaceae
Exons: 2
Coding region: 1-501 (166 amino acids)
Molecular function (GO): RNA-DNA hybrid ribonuclease activity; nucleic acid binding
Source: RefSeq, a predicted model, not a curated record